Funneliformis geosporum is the source of this 468-nucleotide messenger RNA. Lineage: Eukaryota; Fungi; Glomeromycota; Glomeromycetes; Glomerales; Glomeraceae. The record is from the annotation of a GenBank genome assembly.
AAUACUAGCAUUAUAUUUGGCAUAAUAGAAGCUUAUUUACAACCAUCUGAUCCUAAUCAUCUUUCAAAUGAAGAAAUCUUUGAUGAUACUCUCCUACAAGCUUGCCCUUUUGUUAAUAUUUCAAUCUAUGAACCAAAUCUUGAAUCUCUUCUAUUUCCACAUUUAUUUCCUAAUGCUCGUUCAAAUGAAAAUAGAUUAGAAACUCAUGAUAAUAAUAUGCCAAUUGAUUAUCAGGAGGGUGGUGGAAUAAUUGAUGAUUUAGAGCUUAAAAGAAGAUUGGACAGAAUUAAAGAUACUUUAAGUGGUACCGCUCAAGGAGGAAAACAAAAACUCGGGUUGGAUAAAAUCGAUAAAUACGCGAUCAAAUUGCAACAAUAUCAAGAAAUGUCUGAUACAAAUAGCGUGGAAUCUUUAAACACAGAGACAAGUAACGUGGAACCUUUAAGUACAGAGACAAAUAACGUGUAA